Messenger RNA from Penaeus indicus, 4482 nucleotides. Its product is annotated as transcription factor p65-like. The record is from RefSeq and is a predicted model, not a curated record. Bases 650 to 2707 code for a protein of 685 amino acids. The transcript has 13 exons. Lineage: Eukaryota; Metazoa; Arthropoda; Malacostraca; Decapoda; Penaeidae. Gene Ontology annotation, cellular component: cytoplasm. Gene Ontology annotation, biological process: response to cytokine; non-canonical NF-kappaB signal transduction; cellular response to stress. Gene Ontology annotation, molecular function: RNA polymerase II cis-regulatory region sequence-specific DNA binding; DNA-binding transcription factor activity, RNA polymerase II-specific.
AUGACAGUCCUUUUCCAACGCUCUCUGAAAGCGGCCAUCCAGUGAGGUUUCAGACUUUACUUAGUGCAGGCAUCUUGCUGGGUUGAGCUUAAAGAAAAAGACAUGUGGUGCAUAUGAAAUGAAUGCUCUUCCUUGAGUAGUGUUCAGUGAUAUACAUGCUUAUAUAUUUUUUGUAGCGUAUGACCUUGAGAAAUUCGCUCAAGAAGUUCUCUUGUGCAAGUGAUGGGUGCGUUAUAGCGAGGAUAUAGUAUUUCUUAAAGAUCAUCUUUCUGGCUCAAACAUGAUUAAAACUGUAGUGAAAUGAAAUAAAUUGGAAAUUCGUGAUAGCUUUGUGUUCCCUGAAAAUAUGCAAUAUUGCGCGAAUGAUUUUCCUAUAAUGAACGCACAGUAGGAACUAGAACGCAGUGUACCACGUGACCUCGAGGAACCAAUCACCGGCCUUAUAGCGUACCACGUGACCACAUUCGACCAAUCAGCAACCUUGUUGUGGUCCUGUUCUGGGAAUAGACUUUAGUCAUCCAGACCAAAAUACGGGAGGAAGUUACUCUUAUUUUCUCUCAAGAUUUCUAUUGGUCUCGGCGUUGACUGCCCAUCAUGAGUGUGUAGGCAAGUGUGACAGAAGCCUACGGUCAAAGGAGGUGUUUGAGGCAUGGCUGACCCAAUGUUUGUUGCCCAGCGUACUUCCUCCAACCAGCUUUCUCUCAACAUAAGUGACGUCAUUGAUAUUAUUGGUCAAGAUGACCCUGAUUAUGCAGCAUCAGCCAUUUCGGUGUAUGGAGGGGUACAGAUGGGAGGAGGGGGAGGAGGAGGGGCUGCAAGUGAAGCAAACUUUUCUACCAUUUCCUCUGCGAGUAGACCUGACCCCGAUCUGGAGAGCAAACGUAAAGCCUUUGUACGUAUUAUAGAACAGCCCCAGGCUAAGGCACUCCGUUUUCGUUAUAUUUGUGAAGGACGUUCAGCUGGGUCAAUACCAGGAGUUCGAAGUACAACAGAAAAUAAAACUUACCCAGCUAUUCAGGUGGUAGGAUACAAAGGGCCUGCUGUGGUGGUGGUGUCCUGCGUCACUGUUGACCCACCGUACCGACCCCACCCACACAACUUGGUGGGGAAGGAAGGAUGCAAAAAAGGCGUGUGUACAAUGACCAUUAACAAUGACUCCAUGCAGUGUGUCUUUAGCAACUUGGGAAUCCAGUGUGUCAAAAAGCGUGAUGUGGAAGAUGCCCUCAAGUUACGAGAGGAGAUUAGAGUGGACCCUUUCCAGACUGGGUUUUCUCAUCGUAACCAGCCACAGAGUAUUGACCUUAAUGCUCUGAGAUUGUGUUUUCAAGUAUUCCUUGAGGGAUCAGAAAAGGGAAAAUUUACCUUCCCUUUAAAACCACAGGUUUCAGAUCCAAUUUAUGACAAAAAGGCCACAUCAGAUCUGAUUAUCUGCAAGCUCAGUGACUGCACGAGCAGUGUGGCUGGUGGCAAAGAGAUUAUUCUCCUCUGUGAUAAAGUUACUAAAGAGGACAUUCAUGUCCGCUUCUAUGAGGUCAAAGAUGGAAUGAUAGAAUGGGAAGCCUUAGGUGACUUCCAAGCUUCUGAUGUCCACAAGCAAGUGGCCAUUUCGUUUAAGACUCCCAGAUAUAAAAAUCUUGAGAUAGAGAACCCCGUAAAGGUGUACGUGCAGCUGUUGCGACCAUCAGACAAGAGUACCAGUGAGCCACGGCCAUUCCAGUAUUUGCCUCUAGACUCAGAUCCGCAGUACCUAAAGAGAAAAAUGGCCAAACUUGGCAACAGUGCAAAUACAGAGAAGAUUAAUCGUUACCUUGUAGAAAACAUGGCUGGCACGGUAUACGGGGACCGAGGUGCAGCAGGCCAAGGGCAGGUCUCUGGGGCUGUUCCACGACCCAUCAGAGUAGCCUCGCGCUCCUCAAGACUCUCGGAUAAGAUAAAAAUCGAGCCUACAGAUGUGGGCUCUCCCCUCUCCCCUGGGGGACAGGUGUCCCCUGCUCCCCCUGGUGUCAUGGGUGGACAUGCUGUGAAGCCUCCAGUUUCACCACAACACUAUGGUGGAGGCACUAUGUACACAGUGUCACCUCCUGGUCCAAGUCCAGGCCAGCCAGGAAUGUAUUACCCCCAGCAGUCUCCUGGUAAUGCUAAUAACCUGGCUAUGCCAGUGGGUGCCAGCCCAGCAGCUGGAGCCACACGAGUACCAUCGCCACACCAGCACUAUUACAUGAACCCGGGCAUGAGACCACCUUACUCACCAGAGGCUCCAGUUGGUGCUGUUGCUGUGAGUACUGGUUACACUCCAGUUGUAUCAGACCCACAAGGUCCAGCUAUGUCCCAGUUAUUGGACUUGGAUUCUCAAAAGUGUAUUGACCAGAAUCCCAUUGAGCUAGAUAUAAGCAACAUAAAUUCUGCUGAAUUGCGGUCAUUACUACCCAGUGAAAAUGACUUUAAUGCAUCCAUGGUGGAUGCACAUUUAUCAGAGAAUCUCUCUUCCACUCUCAACAUCAUAGAUCAACCACCACACCUUAUAAACAAGCUGAAUAGCAAAUCCAGUUUGAACUCGGGUUCUUACAUAGCCUAUAUGCAAAACAUCCCACACAAUGUUCCGCCUCAGGCAAAGCAAGAGGGUUCAGCACCUGCAACGGGCUCUGACAGCUUCAACAACCUCAAGAGUGAAAUAGAGCUCCUCAAUCAGCUCACAUCCAAGCACUGAUGUUUCUUUUUCAUAUCUUACUGUUUGACACUUUAUGCAUAACAGUUAUUGGUAUCACAAUUACAAUUAUUACUAAUAAUUGAUGUAGAACAUUUGUUUGAAAAUAGAAACAAUAGGUUCAGAUGAUAGCCAUUGGCUAUAAAACCUGCAAUGUAAACACACAUGGGUACUGAAUAACUUUGCAUAAGGAAUUCACUAGUAUACAUUGUAGUUCUCAUUCUGUCUUGUUCUUUUUUGUUUGUGAAGACCAGUUUUUUUCUGUACUUAUAGUACCACAAAUGUAGAAUUUGAAAUUAGUGUCAGAUAGAAAGAAAGCAAACUCAAUAAGAGAAUAUUCAAACGGAGCUGUAUAGAAACUGUCACAUUGCUGAAGUAGAAGGGAAAAGUGCUGCAGAAAUACUUUUUAGGAAUUGAUAAGACUCAGCUGGUAUAGCUUAUAUAGGGUCAGGUUGAUUAUGCUUUUGUUCACUAAGUCUAUAGUUUUCUAUAUAAAUUUUACAUGUGAAAGUUGUUGAUAUUUUUGUACAUAAACUGUUGGGAAUGGAGUAAAACUUUAUUCCUGGUUUGCAUUACCUGAUAUUAGGAACUAUAGGAGCCUUGUGCUAGAGGUGCUCUUCUGUCACAAAAUGUUUACUCUGUAAGAGUUGAGAAUUCAUUGACUGUAGCCUGCAUCAGGUACAUUUUCUUUUGCAGUCAGUCAGUCUUUAUAUUGUUUUGGGUUGCAUAUAUUAAUUUUUUUAUAUUCUUUGGAAGCAUAUUUUUUUUAAUAUUGUAGUUACUGCUGAUACUGUAAAGUUACUGAUGGCCUUCGUCUUGCCAUGAUGAUCUCGUUUUUUUUCUUCUUUUGCUUUUUCUAUUUCCUUCAGUAGUUAGAAGAGUUAUAAAGAACAAUUAGGUUGAUUACUUGUGUAAAGAGGAAAACUUUUAAAAGAAUUUAUACAGAAGAGUUUAUUUUAAUAUAAUUAGGAUUUCCUUGUUACAUAUUCAAAAGUUUAUAUUAAAAUAUGGUUGUAUAUUUUACUGUUCAGUAAGCUGAGCUUCUUAGAAAGUGUAAUUUACAAAAUUUUAAGAGACAUUCUAUGAAAAUAUAAAUGUCAGGCCAAAGUAGAAGAGACAUGAGCUUAGAUAUCCUCUGUAGCUCUGUCUUAUGCCUGAUAAUUGUUCCUUUUAUUGUACUUUUUAAAUAAGUAAUUGUGGAAAUAGACCUUUAGUGCAAAGACAAAAGUUGGUGCAAGAAAAGUCAUUAGUGCAGUUGGUGAUAAUCUGUUACAGGAAUUGGUAGGAAAGUGACAAUACUCUAUAGUAGAAGGGAAUAAGCUAACAUUCCAUAUCAUCUCGUGUUACUGUGCUAGUAAAAAGACAGAGAGAGUAAGAAAAGUUCUCCAGAACUGGAUCACAAACUUUCAAUGCCAAAGGUUCACUUUAAAAUAAGAUACUUUUGAAGUUUCAGGAAAUGUAAGUUGGUUGUUACCUUGUCACCACAUUGAAGAAAGAGUCUUAGAAUUCGUUUUUUUUUAAUGAUUAUUAUUAUUAUUAUUAUUUCAUAAGUUGUAUUCCCAUGGUCCUUACCACUAACAUUGUGUGUGUGUGUGUGUGUGUGUGUGUGUGUGUGUGUGUGUGUGUGUGUGUGUGUGUGUGUGUGUGUGUGUGUGUGUGUGUGUGUGUGUUUGUACACAUAUAUCUCUAUGUAUACAUAUAUUUAUAUUGUAUAUAUAUAUGUAUAAUAUAUAUAUUUGUAUAUUUAUACACAUACAUACAUACGCACACGCGCGCAC